AUGCGACUUUUCAGCGAAGUCCAAAAUGCACAGCCGUCGGCAAAGCAGAAAGAAGAUAUUCAUGUUCUAUUGGUAGCUGGUUCAAACGGUUGGUGGAAUUACCGUCAUCAGGCUGACGUCGCUCACGCCUAUCAUUUGGUGAGAAAUAAUGGAAUACCUGAAAGCAACAUCAUAGUGAUGAUGUACGAUGAUAUUGUCAAUAAUCCAGACAAUCCAUAUCCUGGAAAACUCUUCAACCAGCCAUAUGGCCCUGAUGUCUAUCACGGAUUGAAAAUCGACUACAGAGGCGACUCGGUCAAUCCAAAAAAUUUCUUGAAUGUUCUCCAAGGUAAAUCGAAUGGAGUAUCAGGUGGCAAUAGACGGGUUCUCAAUAGCACCACCAAUGAUCGCGUCUUCGUCUACUUCACUGAUCAUGGAGCUACUGGCCUAAUUGCCUUCCCUGAUGAUAUACUAUCAAAAGAAGAUUUGAACACAGCGCUAACUAACAUGCACAAGGAAAAACGAUACAGUCAACUAGUAUUCUACCUGGAGGCAUGUGAAAGUGGCUCAAUGUUCGAUGGAGUGCUAAAGGAACAAAUGAAUAUAUACGCUAUGACUGCUUCGGCUCCGGACGAGUCAUCCUGGGGCACGUAUUGUGACAACGACAUGGACCUGCCGUGCCUCGGCGAUCUCUUCUCGAUUAAUUGGAUGCAAGAUUCCGAGAAGGUACAUUUCUACUGCAUUAAACUUACUUUCAGUAUAAUCUAG
Messenger RNA from Angiostrongylus costaricensis, 747 nucleotides. The record is from the annotation of a GenBank genome assembly. NCBI's taxonomy places the organism in Eukaryota, Metazoa, Nematoda, Chromadorea, Rhabditida, Metastrongylidae.